UUCUUCUUGAUGUACAUAACUUCAGGUAGGUCUCUGCAGGUGCGGUAGUAGUAAUGUCAUACACCAGAGGGCGCCAGAGCACCAGCAUUUGAGGCUUUAGCAGGAGUGGACAGCUUUAGCAGCGACUCCGCCUGGAGGUCGAGUAUUGAGUCAGCUGAAAACAUCAAGGUGUAUAAUGUUCGUGCGUUUACCUUCGGACAACUUCAACAGCCGUAAGUUUUUGUUGUUACCCGUGUGUGUGUAUGAGGAACUGAGAAGGGCGGAGGGAACAGGAGAGCUGUCACAGUGAACUGCGGUGUGUGUUUUCUCCGCGGUUCUCUGUCCAGAUGUUGUUAGCUCUUAGCUUGACACUAAAAUCGACCUUUUACUGAUGUUUGGCGUAACAUUACGGUUAGUUCUUUAGCCACCGCAGCCAUGACACCUGUCUACCACCUCCAUUAGUCAAGAGUAGCUUAGCCUUAGCCUUUAGACACCCUGUCAAGGAACCACGGUGUACCGGAACCGAACAUCUACCGAGCCUGUUUCCACGGACGCACUGCUACAAUGAAUUGAGUAGCCAAGAAUGACCUCCAGCCUAAAAGGUCAAGGAGAGUGAGGUUGGAGACUGAUGGAUCAUGGUGGUCAGAGAGACAGUAGAGUGAUGUCUGAAGUUCCUUCAGAUGAAGAUCACCAAACUUCUACCAACUCCAACACCAACGUUGACUCCGCUGAGGUUCUGAACCAAAGCAGAAGAGAUCUGCUGAAAAACGAGCAGCCUAACGAAGAGGGAGGAGACAAGCUUUUAAAAAACAUCUCCUUCAGUGUGAAAGUCCAGCAGGACGGAGAUAAAGAGAAGGUCAACUCAGAAGGAGACAGAGAGGAGGAUGGGGAAGAAGACACGGAUGAGGUGAUGAAAGUGGGUGAGGAGGAGGAGCUGAGCACUCAGAAACACCUCCCCAUGACUGAUUCUCCUCAUCCAGAUACUGAACCAACCUGCUCCACAAGAACAACACCUUCUCAUGGGGAACAGAAGAACUCCACCCGUUUGUCUGUCUCCACCUGCUCACCUGUGAGUCCUCCAGGUCAUGUUCUGCUCAGGGCUCUGGAGAAGUUGGCCCAGAGGGAGGAGGACUUUCACUUCCCUUAUUACCUCCACCAGAUUGCUGAAGCCUUUGUCCUUCAGAAGGACUAUCAGCUGGCACUGUGCUGCAUCCACCUGGAGGCGCUGUAUCACCACAGGCUCUUGGACAACCUGAGAACAGUGCGGCAGCAGUGGGAGAGUCUGUGUAGAACGACAUCCUCUGACCUGGAGCUUCAGCUUCUGGACUCUCUCAGACACAUCUGUCAGACACACACUCGACCCAGUUCUAACGAUGCUGUGUGCCUUUGGACCCUGGACUGUCUGAGGCCAGGAGGAGGAGGAGGAGCUUCAUGUUCCACAGCAUCGGUGGCUGACACCUCCCUGGGAUUGACGGAGGUCUCAGACCAGCAGACGGGAUGUCCAGAGUCCUACAGACAGGAGCUGACUGAUGAGAAGGCCAGGGUUAGGGAGGCAGGAGCAGAAGGAGGACCAACCAUGUCAUUUAAGGACAGUUGUCUGGACCAGUCAACCGCUGAAUACAUGGAUCAGUCUGAGCUUGAAAAGCAUUGUGGGGGAUUGAGUCCAAGAGGGAAGGCGGAGGAAGAGGCCAACUUGCAUGUGACAUUAGAAACUGUGCAGCUGGAAGAUGGAGAGCAGCGGCAGGAGACCCUGGCUGAGGAGCAGCAGGAGACCCUGGCUGAGGAGCGGCAGGAGACCCUGGCUGAGGAGCGGCCGGAGACCCUGGCUGAGGAGCAGCAUGAAAGUACACAGGAGCCCCAGCUCUCUAAUGAAACUCAUAUGAACCAGAUCAGUGAGUGUGAGGAGGUGGGGGAGGAGGAAGAGGAGUUUGAAGAUGAAGCAGCCGACCUAAUGAAAGGAGCUUCUCUAUUGGACGACAUGGCGAAACGUAUCACUGUGGAAGAGGUGUCUCAUGCCUCUGGUCUGGUCUCCAUACUGAAGAAGAGGAGUGUGUGUGUGGACACACCGGCAGAACCUCAGCGGCUGGACAGAUUGACUGCUAAAAGACGAGUCCGCUUUAAAGUCUCUGAUGAUGACGAUCAAGAGGUCGGCGGUGGGGACUCCUGCCUCCUCCUCUUCCUGCUCUGUCUGGUCACUGUAGUGAUCAGUGUGGGCGGCACCGCCCUGUACUGUGCUCUGGGUGACACCCACUCCUCAGUCUGCCAGGACUUCUCUAGAAACGCAGACUUCUACAUGGGUCACAUCCAGCACCGGUUGGCUCACCUGCAGCAGUGGUUUGGUUCCGGCUAAUAGCAGCUCACCUGUGGACACUGUUGGUUCUUCCUCGUCUUCUUCUUUUUGUUUCCUGCGGCUGCACACCUGGAACAGUUCCAGGUGGUUCCUGCUGCCGUGCAGAGUAAGUAAACAUCAUGCUGUCUGGUCUAACAGCUGGAAUGUAGCAUUCUUAAUCUCUUUAAAUAUAUCUGCUGGGUCUUCAACAGUCUUCUCACUCACAGAGGGGACUGUUCUGUGUCCUGUCUGCUCAGAACCACCUGUCCAAUAAUUAGACACUGACCUCAAGUCAUGUUUGCUCCACUUUAUUCUCAGGUUGUUGACCGAGCAUCACCCACAAGAUGAGAUGAGCCAGCUAAUCAUAUAUCAUUAACUAACACAGGUUAACAUGACGACGGCUAAUAUUUAAUUAGUUAAUAUGAUGAUUAGUUAGAACCUAACCCUGUCACACACAGACUCUGUCUCUCUGAUUGCAGACCUACCACUGCUCCACAUACACUGUCAUUCAUCCACCUUCAGUCCUAGAGUGGGGGCUGGGUCCAACAAACUGGGGGGUGAACACAGACAGACUAGAAUGGUCAUCAGCGAUAGCCCUGCCUCUAGGGAGCGUCUUUUCACCAAUGAGAAGGUACUGGUUAAGUAAAAAAAAAAAAAACUUAUUUUACAGACUAAACACAAUUUCAAUAAAAGGUUUAAUGUCUGCACAGAUAUAAAAUAAAUUAAAUCAAUAAGUAAAUGAAUGUUUCUCACCUGUAAAUGGAGAUGAUGUCACUUCACACACUGCACAAAUAGGUGGUUGCCUAGUGGGCAGUUUGGUAAAUGUUGCCUUUAUUAUUGAAUUGUAAUUAUUAAAGUCAAUUCAUAUUUAAGUCUCAAAAUGUUGUUGAAUGUUUGGGUUUGUUUUUUUAAACAGUGUGUUAUUGUUGUGACAUGCAACAGAGCUAGAAUAAAGACAUGAAAUGUGCUCCAUCCAGAAAACAUAUUUAACAGUGAGGUCAGAGCAGGGCGUUGUCUUUUUUUAAUACAGGUUUAAAACUGAAGCAGUACCUGACAGCAGUACUAUCAUGUCUUUGUCCUGACUCAAGCAGACCUACACUGAGGUGAUGGUCUCUGCCUGGGGGGGGAGGGUGUUGUUUUUUUUUUGUAAAACAUGUCAUUUGAUGUACUUGUGUAUGUACUCAUGUACGUAUACAUGAAAGCUUUUCUGUAAAUUCUGAUGGUUGACAGGAAUUGCCAAUGUUUUAGACGUGGCUUUUUCUUGCAUGUGAAGGUGCAGGUGAGUCUGUUUCUCUGAUGCAUAAAAAAAUAUCCUGUGUGUGUGUGAUGUCAUCCUGUCAUCCAAUGAAACCACAACAAUAGCAUUAAGCAUUGUUACCUGGAUAACAUUUUUAUUGAAGCGGCUCUCUUCUUGUUUACCUGCUACAUAUUCCCAGUUGUGGGAAUAAUAAAGUACAAGAAUAUUGUAACACA
Messenger RNA from Cynoglossus semilaevis (tongue sole), 3781 nucleotides. RefSeq names its product consortin, connexin sorting protein a (gene cnsta). Gene Ontology annotation, cellular component: plasma membrane; trans-Golgi network; transport vesicle. Gene Ontology annotation, molecular function: connexin binding. The record is from RefSeq and is a predicted model, not a curated record. The transcript is spliced from 14 exons. Gene Ontology annotation, biological process: positive regulation of Golgi to plasma membrane protein transport. NCBI's taxonomy places the organism in Eukaryota, Metazoa, Chordata, Actinopteri, Pleuronectiformes, Cynoglossidae. Bases 608 to 2329 code for a protein of 573 amino acids.